AAUAGAAAUCAGGAGUUUGGGUCAAUUAUCAAAGUUGAACCACAUGAGAGACGUGACCGUAAUAUUAUUAGCUUACAUCUUUUGAGUCUAAGCGAAGAAAAUAUACUAAUAUUGGUGAAUAUGCGUGAAAUGCCGUUAAAAUCUCUUAAGAAUAAUAUUAAAUCUAAUGACUUAUGACACAAAGUGUAUAUAUUUAUUUUCCUAACGAUUAUUGACAUUGAUUAACUUUAACUGGAGCUCAGUUGUCUGUUUACUUCUUCGUGGAACUUGGAAAAUUAGAAAACGACAAAGAUUCAGUCGAACUCGAGUAAAAAUUAAUGGAAGCCUGUAAAUCUUUCGAGUCAUCUCGAAAGUUUGGCGAUUUGCCCGAGCAUUCGCCUGUAAUUCGUGAUAGGAAUGUAUCGCGACAACUUAUAACGAUCGUAAUAACUCGUAUUCGAGCAGUCCGACCAAUUAAGGACGAAAGGGCGCCCGCGGAAGUCCGAGCUUUCUACUCAACGAAACUAAUCGACUAACUUGGUUGACUCCCUGCGGUAUCUCGUAUGCCGGACUUCCGGUGACCCUUCGACCCUAUUCCACGACCGACUGAGUUUUAAUAUAGAUCUUUUAGCGGGGGCGAGUAAAGUCAAACUUUUUCCAUCAUCCUGUAUAAAUUGGUGAGAUUGAACGUUUCUGUAUGCUUGGAAACGAUCGAAGAUGUCAAACGAGAAGCACGCAAUUAUUUACGUUAACUACUUUCGACACACAAUCUCGAACUUUUGCUCUUACAAAUCUUGCAUCUCUGCGAAUACAUUACGAAUGCCGGUCGUUUCCAUGUGUGUUUGUUUACACUUGUAAUUAUUCGUUAUGUAACGCUGAUUUGAACCUAAUCGUAUUAUGUUGACUUAUUCAUAGGCAAUUUGCAUGAUUCAUGUGUUAUCGUGUGUACGAAUUAUUAAUGCCGGUAUCAAUGAAUAACGAUAAUUAUUUCGGAAUGUAAACGCAUAUGAACAAAUGGCGAAACGAUUCUAAAAGGGAAACGUUGAAACUCUCUUUGCACUUUAACACACCGUGCAAUUUGCAGCAGUGACGAUAAUCAACACGAGCUCGUGACAGUGAAACGUUAACGCUAUCACACACAUUGACGUACACACACACACACACACACGUCCACAUACGCGCACUCUCAUUCACACGCUCACACGUUCAUACAUUCACACGUCCAUACGUGAUAAUCCUCUCGCAUGUGUCUUCGCGCAUUGGGAUGUUCCCACGGCGCAUCAUAGCUCCUGGUCAACCUACGAUCACUAUGCUUAUAGUCUAACGGAGCGACUCGAUUAAUCGAGACGUGUCUCGUCGACGAUUCAGUUGCGUAUACAGUGCGCGCAUCGAUACAGAGGCCGUUGUUACGGCGCAUCGAAGCUCCUUUUUAAGAGAGAAACCCGAUGGGAUUUCCGCUUCGUGGAUUUUCCGGAAAGAUGGCAUGCGUUCGUAGCGACAGCGACGGCGGCGACGGCGACGGCGGCGGUGGCGGCGGUGGUGGCGGCGGCUCCAGCGACGUCGGGCUCGAUAAGAGCGCACAGGUUGCCGAAACGAUCGAAAUACUCCAAGUCGUUGCAUCGGCGGUUUAUAUCGAGACGUUUGCCGUCGUCCAGCCACUUAUCAUCACGGAGGUGCAAGAAGAAAGGCGCACAAUUACUACCCCAAGGUCGUCACGUCCGAAGGUUCACGGUAUUUCAUCUUAACUACAUAGUCGAUGAAUAGUUAAUCGUAGCAUCCCGAAUUGAGAGACUCGCUGGCUCUCGAGUUUUGAUACACAUAAUUAUUUCCAAAUAAUUUCCAAAUAAUAAAUAUUUAUUAUUUUUAUUAACGUUUUUAAUAUUUUUCAUAAUGAAAAUUAACUGAUUCAUCGAAC
Solenopsis invicta (red fire ant) is the source of this 1894-nucleotide messenger RNA. Its product is annotated as twist-related protein 1-like. The transcript has 4 exons. Bases 1425 to 1724 code for a protein of 99 amino acids. The record is from RefSeq and is a predicted model, not a curated record. Lineage: Eukaryota; Metazoa; Arthropoda; Insecta; Hymenoptera; Formicidae.